AUGGACGGACUCGACGAUUUUGAGAAGACUUUGGCGGAGGAAAAGAAAGCUAGGGAGAAAGCGGAAGAGAAAAAUAGCCGGGAUAAGGAGCGCAAACAUAAACAUCGACAUCGAUCAAAACAUCACAGAUCCAGAGACGAUGAUGGUUCAGACAGGGAAGGGCAUCGAUCGAAACACAGGCACCGACGAGAUGUUGAUCCGGAACGAGAUGAUCAUAGACACAAACGGUCGAGGCAUUCGAAGGAGGAUGAGAGGGACGAUCGCAAAAAUCGCAAACAUGAGAAAUCCGGAGAUCCUCACGAAGACCUGCCAUUACCAGAUGAUGAAGUGCCGUUGAAUACGCCUAAGCUAGUUCGAGAUGAUUGGAUGACUGCGCCGUCCGCAAUGGAUAUUGAUUAUACACAGAAGGGUGUAAAGAAGGUUGAGAAAAAGGCGCCGUCGAAGCCGGAUUACGAUUUGAAGAUUCAUAAGAAUGAAUUGAAUAUUCACCUCCAGGAUUUGGCGGACGGGAAGAAGCUGGAGGAUAUCGAGAACGAGGAAGAUGAUUUCGAUUAUGAAUUUGGUGAUUCGGGAGCUCAAUGGCGCAUGAUGAAGCUCAAGACGGUUUAUACCCAGGCAGAGCAGAGUGGAAGGAGUGUGGAUGAGGUUGCUAUAGAAAGAUUCGGUGGAUUACGGGAAUUUGAUGCUGCGAGAGAGGAACAGAUUGAACUGGAUCGACGACAUCUUUAUGGAGAGGGAUAUGUUGGAAAAGAGAAGCCUACCGGGGAAUUAUUCAGAGAGAGAAAGUUGGAACUGGGCAUUAAAGAGAAAAGCGAGGCUCCACCAAACGACCCAUUACCACAAGGACAGGUUAUGGAGGAGUCACAGCCAACUCCAGUAUCAUUGGAUGCUUCAACAUUAAAUCGGAUGAAGGCAAAACUUAUGAAAGCCAAGUUGAAGAAGUCACCCGAUGCUGCCAAAUUGGAAGCUGAGUACAAUGAGGCCAUGGCCAAUUAUGGAAAAAAUCCUAGUUCGGGAGUGGUGGUUUUGGGUAAGAUGGAUAAUCGACUGCUAGCUGGCACUCGUGGUGAGGUCAAGUCCAUUGAUAAUAAAAGAGGACGGGAGAGAGGUUUCGUUGAAGAAAAUGAGGACAUGAGUAUAGAAGAUAUGGUCAGGGAAGAGCGGAGAACCAGAAAUCAAGCUGGUGGCGAGGGUAUGAGAGCCGCAGAACGAAUUGCUAAAGACGGAAAAUUCGACGACGAUCUCGAUUAUAUGGACGACAACGCAAACAAACUUGCGAAACGAGUGCAGAAAUCCGAAAUCAACUUGAAGAAUGCCGCAAUUGGCGAUUUUCAAAAGAUGAAUAGAAUUUUGGACAAUUGCCAGCUUUGUCAUCACGAGGACACGAACCAACCACCGGUUGCUCCUAUAAUCUCUCUGGCGACACGUGUAUACCUCACAUUACCAACGGAGCCAGAACUUAGCGAAGGUGGUGCAGUCAUUGUACCUAUACAGCAUCGAACCAAUCUAUUGGAGUGUGACGACGAUGAAUGGGAGGAGAUCCGAAAUUUCAUGAAAUCCUUGACACGAAUGUACCACGACCAAGGGCGAGACGUAGUAUUCUACGAGAACGCCGCGGCUCCCCAAAGGAAAAUGCACGCAGCCAUGCAGGUCAUUCCCCUCCCCUACAGCUUGGGCGAAACCGCCCCGGCAUUCUUCAAGGAAGCAAUUCUCUCCUCGGACGAAGAGUGGACACAACACAAGAAACUAAUUGACACAGCAGCCAAAGCUCGCGAUGGUAUGGGGAAACAGGCAUUUCGACGAUCAAUAGCGAAAGAAAUGCCUUAUUUCCAUGCUUGGUUCCAGCUUGAUGGAGGACUGGGACAUAUUGUCGAGGAUUCGAAUAGAUGGCCCAGAGGAGAUCUUUUUGCCAGAGAGAUCAUUGGGGGGAUGUUGGAUGUUGAGCCAGAUGUUAUUAAGAGGCAGGGCAGGUGGAGGAAGGGCGAUAGUAGAUUGGAGGGGUUUAGGAAGAGGUGGAGGAAGUUUGAUUGGACCAGGGUUCUUACUGAUGGGUGA
Molecule: messenger RNA, 2055 nt
Organism: Hymenoscyphus albidus
Lineage: Eukaryota; Fungi; Ascomycota; Leotiomycetes; Helotiales; Helotiaceae
Source: the annotation of a GenBank genome assembly